CCUAGGUACAUAGCCACGCCAGCAUCGACAGAACAUUCAUUGAUCGAAGAACACGAAUCUUUCACGUAUGAGCAUCAACUUCAGUUGAAUUAGUAUUUUAUUCCUGAACUCUUUAAACUAAUUGCGCGUUGCACGAAUUCGUUUAACACUAGCGGUUGCGGCCAGAUGGACACUUUUAUUAGCUUCACAAAUCAAAGUCAAGGAAGGGAUCGCAUAUUCAGGGCAACCCAGUAUGCAUGCGCUUUUGCGAAAUACCUCAUGAGAAAUGAAGCGAAAAGGAAGGAGCUGUUGAAAAAGCUGCAGAAUCUGGAGUCUAAUAUGAGUUCAGGGCGGAAGUUAUUGAGGCUUGGGAACACAGUGAACUCUAUCCAUGCGGCCAAGAGCACUCUUUGUAUCUCUGACCCUGUGCUGCGGUUUUGCCUUACUGUGGCCAAUCUCAACCGAGGCCUCUACUUCAUCUGUGACAACAUACUCUGGGCCAGAAGUAUUGGGCUCAUAAGAGAAAUCGACAAGGAGAGCUGGAGCUUGAAUGCCUCUCGGUUCUAUUUUCUGUCCUUGGUCAUGAAUCUAACCAGAGAUGCCUAUGUGAUUGCCCAGCUUAUGGUGCAGAGAUCUCAGGAUAGACACUACCAGCAAAAAGUUAGCCAGCAUCUCAGUGAGAGCCCAGAUGUGGCUUGUGUCAUAGUGCCUCAGCUUGAUGCAUUUCUCUUUCUACUCUUCGAGAGCCUUAAAAGUCACCCAUCUGUGGCUCUCGAUACACUUAAAAAUGUUUGUGAUCUUUUCAUUCCGCUUGACAGGCUUGGUGUUUACCAGACAAAUGCAGGGGUGGUGGGGUUCUGCGGGCUCAUUUCCUCCGUUUUAGGAAUUCUGUCAGUUUUGAGGCCCAACCUGAAAAUCAAGCCAUGAUUUAGGGAAUUUGAAAAAUACUUUAUAGAGUAAUAUUACACAAUUAAAGAGAUUGUUCACCCAAAAAUGAAAAUGAUGUCAUCGUUUAUUAAACCUCAUGUUGUUUUUAACCCUCAAUAUUUGCUUUCUUCAUUAGACCCCAAAAUGAGGUGCUAGGCAGGAUGUGCAUGCUGCUCUUUUCCAUACUUUGAAAGUAAAUGGUGACCAGGGGCUAUCAAGCUUCAAAAAUGACAAAACAUGCCAUAUCAUAUAUGCCAUGUCGUCUUAUGUCAUAUUUUUUACAUGUAAACAUGAAUGUGAUUUGACUACUUUCACUGCAUGAUUAAGAGCAGUAACAACAUUCUGCUUAACUUAACUUUUUGUGUUCUAUGUGAGAAAAAAUAUACAGUUUUUGAAUGACAUGAGGGUGAAUAAAUUAUUAGAGAAUUACAUUUUUGGGGUAAACUAUUCCUUUAAUAACACUGUAAGUCUUCUAACACCGAGACAGUGCACAUCUCUAAUAUAGAUUAACAAAAAUAGUUUUAAUUUUAUUGUGAUUUUUAGACUACCAUUAACAAACAUAAGCUCUCUGUUGUGAUGGGAACUUUGUUGUUGUAUAAGAAAGAUAACAGAAAAUAUAAUGUGGCGGUGCACCUGCAGGGCUGUUCCUCUAAAUCCAUUAAUUUUCUCAACAAAAAGAGUGAAAAGGAGUGUUAUUUAGAUACUUGAGAUUUUGCAGUGUACCCAUGGCCACAUGCUGCUCACUUUCAUUAAAUAGAGUGCCUUGAUGCAUCCAUCCGUGAAUAUGUAUCGUCAUGGCAACCUAAGUAAAAAUAAUGCACCUGAAUCUUAUGAACCUUUUAAUAGAGAUACUUUAACUUUGGUACUUAUUUGAAUGAGAUUAAAAUAAUGAGAGUGAAUGAACAAAUAAUGUUUUGACAUUUUGGAACAUAUCCCUUUUAAUGUAUUUGCUUAUUUCCACUGAUCUGACUUUUUUCUAGGCAACAGGUGCUCUUUAUGCUGGCAUAUGCACAACUUUCUAAGAUACAAAUAACAUGUAUGCUCCUCUAGGUGGAGAACCAUCUGGAAUUAUGCAAAUAUUCUACCUCAUUGACCGAUUUCAGAGUUGUUUACAGAUGCUUAUUUGAGGAUGUAACUAGGGGACAAACUUUGCUAAAUUGGUUGUCAUUGCAAACUGUUUUUAACAAAAAACUGUGAACUUUAAUAAAGGAAUUUUAUGCACCAUUGAAAAGAUUUUAAUGUUUUUUCCCUCCC
Molecule: messenger RNA, 2160 nt
Organism: Xyrauchen texanus (razorback sucker)
Lineage: Eukaryota; Metazoa; Chordata; Actinopteri; Cypriniformes; Catostomidae
Gene: pex11a
Product: peroxisomal biogenesis factor 11 alpha
Exons: 3
Coding region: 166-906 (246 amino acids)
Biological process (GO): peroxisome fission; regulation of peroxisome size
Cellular component (GO): peroxisomal membrane
Source: RefSeq, a predicted model, not a curated record